Messenger RNA from Vicia villosa (hairy vetch), 2892 nucleotides. Its product is annotated as delta-1-pyrroline-5-carboxylate synthase-like. The coding region runs from base 415 to 2574 and encodes 719 amino acids. Gene Ontology annotation, cellular component: cytoplasm. The record is from RefSeq and is a predicted model, not a curated record. NCBI's taxonomy places the organism in Eukaryota, Viridiplantae, Streptophyta, Magnoliopsida, Fabales, Fabaceae. Gene Ontology annotation, molecular function: ATP binding; glutamate-5-semialdehyde dehydrogenase (NADP+) activity; glutamate 5-kinase activity. The transcript has 20 exons.
AUUGAACCUGGUCAUAAAUAUUUCAAAAUACUUUUUUGACCAUUGUUUUAUUUACAUUUUAUAUUUAUAAAUCAAUUUCUUUUCUCACCAUUUUAUCAAUUAAAAAAGUGACAAUAUUGCAAUUAAAAUCAUAAAAUAAAUAAAUCCACUAAAAUUUUAUCAUAGUAGAAGAGUAUCGCUAAAAAUGAUAAAGACUUGAACAUCCCUGAUUCGUAGAGCCCACAGAUCCUUUUGAAUUUCGUGGACACGUGGCAGCCCCACAUCAAAUGAAACGUAACUAUAUAUUCUCCUCUCCCGCUUUCAACAUUUUCGCAUUUCCAAUACUCGUUUUCAGCUCAACUCGGACUCUCCGUCACUCACUUAGCUCACUGUAACUCGUUCAUCUUGACUCAAUUCUACCGAGUCUUGAACUCCAUGGAUUCAUCUCGAGAUUUCGUCAAGUCCGUUAAUCGAAUUGUAGUCAAGGUUGGAACAGCUGUUGUUACCCGAAGUGAUGGAAGAUUAGCACUGGGUAGACUUGGAGCUCUAUGUGAGCAGCUGAAAGAACUAAACCUCCAAGGCUAUGAAGUUAUAUUGGUGACUUCAGGUGCUGUUGGGCUUGGGAGACAAAGACUUAGAUAUCGCAGAUUGUCUAAUAGCAGCUUUUCUGAUCUUCAAAAGCCACAAGGUGAACUUGAUGGAAAAGCUUGUGCGGCUGUUGGGCAGAGUAGUCUCAUGGCUCUUUAUGAUACUAUGUUUAGCCAGCUAGAUGUGACUUCUUCCCAACUUCUAGUGAACGAUGGGUUUUUUAGCGAUGCAGGUUUCAGAAAACAACUAUCAGAAACAGUUACCUCAUUAUUAGAUUGCAGGGUCAUCCCCAUUUUCAAUGAAAAUGAUGCUGUUAGUACUAGGAAGGCACCAUAUGAGCAUCGCGUGCAGGAUUCCACUGGUAUAUUUUGGGACAAUGACAGUUUGGCUGGUCUAUUAGCACUUGAACUUAAGGCUGAUCUUCUUGUUUUAUUAAGUGAUGUUGAGGGCCUUUAUAGCGGUCCUCCAAGUGACCCAAACUCGAAAUUAAUCCAUACGUAUAUAAAUGAGAAGCAUAAAAAAGAAGUUACUUUUGGAGACAAAUCAAGAUUGGGCAGAGGAGGUAUGACUGCUAAAGUCCGUGCUGCCGUUGGUGCUGCUAAUGCUGGUAUCCCUGUUAUUAUAAUUAGUGGCUAUGCCACAGACAACAUUAUACGAGUGCUUCAAGGGGAGAAAAUAGGUACCGUCUUUCAUAAAGAUGCACAUCUGUGGAAAAGCUUAAAGGAAGAGACUGCACAUGAAAUGGCAGUUGCAGCACGUAAUAGUUCUAGACGUCUUCAGGCCCUAAAAUCUGAAGAAAGGAGAGAAAUAUUGCUGGCCGUGGCCGAUGCAUUGGAGAAAAACCAAAAGUUGAUAAGGUUAGAGAAUGAUGCUGAUAUUGAUGAUGCGUCGGAAGCCGGAUAUGACAAGUCUCUGAUAUCACGUUUAACCCUGAAGCCUGAGAAGAUCUCUAGUCUUGCAAAGUCUGUGCGCGUGCUGGCAGAUAUGGAAGAACCAAUUGGCCAGAUUUUGAAGAGAACUGAGCUAGCAGAUGACCUCGUCUUGGAGAAAAUAUCUUGUCCUCUUGGUGUCCUCCUGGUUAUAUUCGAGUCUCGACCUGAUGCUCUUGUUCAGAUAGCAGCAUUGGCAAUUCGAAGUGGAAAUGGCUUAUUACUUAAAGGAGGAAAGGAAGCCCGAAGAUCAAAUGCAAUCUUACACAAGAUCAUCGCAUCAGUCAUGCCAGAUACAGUCAGUGGCAAACUUAUUGGGCUUGUCACUUCAAGAGAUGAAAUUCCAGAUCUACUCAAGCUUGAUGAUGUGAUAGAUCUUGUGGUCCCUAGAGGAAGUAAUAAGCUGGUUUCUCAAAUCAAGGAGUCAACAAGAAUCCCUGUUCUUGGUCAUGCUGAUGGAAUUUGUCAUAUAUAUGUUGACAAGUCUGCUAAUAUUGAUAUGGCAAAGCAUAUAGUUAGGGAUGCAAAGACUGAUUACCCUGCAGCCUGCAAUGCAUUGGAGACACUUCUUGUACACAAGGAUCUGUCAUCUAAUGGUGGACUUAAUGAGCUUAUCCUUGAACUCCAACGUGAAGGUGUUGAAUUGUAUGGUGGACCAAAAGCUAGUGCCAUGCUAAAUAUUUCUGAAGCGAGUUCCUUACAUCAUGAGUACAGCUCACUUGCAUGCACAAUUGAAAUUGUAGAUGACGUCUCGGCUGCCAUUAACCACAUAAAUAAACAUGGAAGUGCUCACACUGAAUGCAUUGUCACUGAAGACUCUGAAGUUGCUGAGACCUUCUUAUCUCAAGUUGAUAGUGCUGCUGUAUUCCACAAUGCAAGUACACGGUUUUGUGAUGGAGCACGCUUUGGGCUUGGGGCUGAGGUCGGAAUAAGUACAAGUCGAAUUCAUGCUAGAGGGCCUGUAGGCGUCGAGGGGUUGUUGACAGCCAAAUGGAUAUUGAGGGGGAGUGGACAGGUGGUCGAUGGCGAUCGAGGUGUCAAGUAUACUUUCAAAGAACAGCCACUGAAGGCAAAAUAAGUAAGCAGAACACUAGUUCAAGCUGAUAUGCUCGCCUCAUCAAAAUGCGUCUCUUAUCUGUUCUAUUUUGAUAAGUAGAAGUUUCCGAGAUGAUGUUCAUACAGAAUCUCUAUUACCACUUUUCAAAGCCUUUUUCUUAUCAAGGGGAAGAAAAUAAUAAUCAGGUUAAUAUUGUAGUAUGACUAUGCCAUUAGUAUUUCAUAAGAGAUCCCAUGUUUGUAAAACAUCAGUGCUGUGACACUUAUAAAUCUUUUCACUGCAUCCUAUUGAAGUUGAAAAACUGUGGAGGAGUGUUAUUCUCCCGGUUAUUUUAGAGAA